GUUACGUCAUUAUCGAAUAUUACGUACAAAAACUAAGAUCGAUCCUACUAAUUUGUUUAUAAAAAAAAAAUGGUUCGUGCAUGGUACAUGAAUAACAGCAAUGAAGAUCAACGACUAGAGCACCAUAAACAACCACCUGAAUAUAUUUCUUUUGAAGACUUGUUUAAGAAAACAGGUGUUGAAUAUUUUAAGGUUAAUUAUAAAAAUUAUGAAACUGACAAUACGUUAACAGAAUUGAAACAAAAACGCGGUUAUACAUACGAAGAUGAAAUAGAAUGUUCCAAAAAAUGUCUUCCAAAUUACAAAGAGAAAUUGAAAAACUUUUUCACUGAACAUCUUCAUACUGAUGAAGAAAUAAGGUUAGCUUUGGAUGGAUCAGGAUAUUUUGAUGUUAGAGACAAAGAUGAUAAGUGGAUUCGUAUUGAAAUUAAAUCCGGAGACUUGAUAAUUAUCCCUAGUGGAAUAUAUCAUAGAUUUACAUUGGAUAUGAACAAUUAUAUAAAAGCAAAACGUUACUUUGUGGGCGAGCCUAUUUGGCUGCCUUACAAUAGACCAGCUGAUGAUAUGGAAUGUCGUAAAAAUUACCUAAAUCGUUUAAACAACGGAUUUAAGGUAUAAGUUCUGUAAUGUAUAUUUUAGCAACUUUAGCAGUUGUUAAGUACAUAGCUUGAAGAACCUUGUUUGAGAUUCUAAUAGUGUUAUA
Molecule: messenger RNA, 703 nt
Organism: Eufriesea mexicana
Lineage: Eukaryota; Metazoa; Arthropoda; Insecta; Hymenoptera; Apidae
Gene: Adi1
Product: acireductone dioxygenase 1
Exons: 4
Coding region: 70-618 (182 amino acids)
Molecular function (GO): acireductone dioxygenase [iron(II)-requiring] activity
Source: RefSeq, a predicted model, not a curated record